AUGCAUCGCCUCGGGAAAAGAUUAGUCCGCCCUUUGCAACAACUCUUCCAAUCCAAACAGAGCCUAAGUCGAUCAAGUCCAAUCUCUCCUCUUGCUUUUAGGAAGGAAUUGGUCGCGUUUAACUCUGUCGCUGUGGAAAACGAUAUCGAUAAUCGCCAAUUGCAUGUCAAAUGGGAUGAUGGAACAACCAGCCGUUUCCCGCAUAUUUACCUCCGUGACAAUUGCCAAUGCCCAAACUGCUUCCAUCCGUCAGCAAAACAACGCAAUAUCAGCGACACCAGUGUUCUCGAUGCCUACGAUGUUGAUACCAAAGCAUCACAAGCUCAACUCCAUCCCGAUCGUCAAGAAAUUGAGAUUAAAUGGGAUAAAGAUAAUCAUGUGAGUGUAUUUGAUACAAAUUGGUUAAAAAUGAGACGAUUUCCUACCGAUCGUGACCAAGUGGGUCAUAAAAUAGUUUAUUCAGAUCGUCGAUUGUGGGGUGGUGAUUUAAAUGGCGAUAUACCAACUACGGAUUUUAAUGAAAUUCUCCAUGACGAUCUUGCGCUAUACAAAUGGCUGAAAAAUCUAGCUAGAGUUGGCUUAACGUUGGUUAAGAAUGUACCUAAAGAAGUAGGACAAGUAGAACGCCUAGCAGAUAGAAUUGCCUAUUUGAGAGUUACUAAUUACGGGCGAACUUUCACCGUAAAAUCGAAGCUUGAUCCUAGCAAUUUGGCUUUUACGGAUAAAGGCCUGGCUUUGCAUACUGAUCUACCAUACUUCGACUUGGUUCCUGGGAUUCAGUUCCUUCACUGUGUUCAGCAAGCUGCUGGUGGAGGAGGUGAAAAUCAAUUCGUUGAUGGCUUCAAUGUUGCUGAAGUGUUAAGGAAAGAAAAUCCAUACUAUUUUGACCUACUUACACAACAUGCAUUUGUUUUCUUCGAUAUCGGAAAUGAUUAUGUCGAGUAUAAUCAGCUCAAUCAUCAUCCUCUUAUAACAUUAAAUAGCCGUAAUGAAGUCAUUCGUUUCGUGCAUAAUAACCAUGCAAGAAGUUCCAUACUGGAUGUACCUGAAGAUAAAGUAACUGAUAUCUACCGGGCAUUCCGUGCAAUUGUACACAUAAUGUAUGAUCAAAGCAAUUUAGUCACUAACAAGAUGGAAUCUGGAGAGAUGGUAGUAUUUGAUAAUUGGCGAGUUUUACACGGUAGAUCACCCUUUCAGCUAACAGCCGGAGGUAAUCGUCAUUUAGAAGGUUGCUUCAUCGAUUGGGAUGAGACCACGUCACGCAUGAGAGCAAUUGAAGAGAAACAAAAAAUGCAAAACUUUACUGGUGUUAUUUAAAUGACGGAAAUAUGAAUAAAUAGUUCUGUACUAUUACCUGCUUCGUAGGGACGGUUAUGCACUUGGCUUAAAAUGUAGUUCAAUAGGAAGUGGAAGAUUUUACCGUUUGAAUAAAAGCACUUUACUUACUAGUUCUUUAGUAUAUUAAUAUGCAUUUCAUCUCUUGUGUUAACUGAUCAUUCAUGAUAAUUUUAUUGCCAUACAUUUGUAUUAAUUUAGACAUCGACGAUAAAUUUAUCUUUUACCAUAUGGAAUGUACGUAAGCG
Molecule: messenger RNA, 1583 nt
Organism: Trichoplax adhaerens
Lineage: Eukaryota; Metazoa; Placozoa; Uniplacotomia; Trichoplacea; Trichoplacidae
Exons: 4
Coding region: 1-1317 (438 amino acids)
Biological process (GO): carnitine biosynthetic process
Cellular component (GO): mitochondrion
Molecular function (GO): oxidoreductase activity
Source: RefSeq, a predicted model, not a curated record